AUGAGGCUCCUCGUUGUCUGCCUCCUGUGUUUGCUGCUGGACUGCCUGGUGCUGCCUGAAGCUGAAUGCCGAAUCUUUGAGCAAUCCAUGGAAGUCAGAAAUCCAGAUAUUGAUCCUUCCUGGUACACGGGGCGAGGGAUCCGACCCGUGGGACGGUUUGGCAGAAGGAGAGCAGCUGGAGAAAAUGCCCAGAAACCUGGCUACAGGCACCGGCAAGCAUGCUUCCCUAUAGAAGAUAGCAAUGAAUUGCUGCAAGAGGAAUGA
Rhineura floridana is the source of this 264-nucleotide messenger RNA. It is a transcript of the gene PRLH, whose product is annotated as prolactin releasing hormone. Lineage: Eukaryota; Metazoa; Chordata; Lepidosauria; Squamata; Rhineuridae. Gene Ontology annotation, biological process: feeding behavior; G protein-coupled receptor signaling pathway; response to peptide hormone. Gene Ontology annotation, molecular function: prolactin-releasing peptide receptor binding; neuropeptide hormone activity. The record is from RefSeq and is a predicted model, not a curated record. Bases 1 to 264 code for a protein of 87 amino acids. The transcript has 2 exons.